Molecule: messenger RNA, 4883 nt
Organism: Pungitius pungitius (ninespine stickleback)
Lineage: Eukaryota; Metazoa; Chordata; Actinopteri; Perciformes; Gasterosteidae
Product: transcriptional repressor scratch 1-like
Exons: 2
Coding region: 893-1783 (296 amino acids)
Biological process (GO): regulation of DNA-templated transcription
Molecular function (GO): DNA-binding transcription factor activity, RNA polymerase II-specific; RNA polymerase II cis-regulatory region sequence-specific DNA binding
Source: RefSeq, a predicted model, not a curated record
AGCUCUGCACGCCCCGGGGAGAGAGGAAGAGAGAGACAGCGAGGAGGAGAGGAGGAGAGAGUGUGAGAGAGUUCGCGACGAGGGAUGAGCAUUUCUGGUCUUACAACUGUAGUUUUUUUAGCAAUAUUUUUAAGCGCGUGUGAUGACAUUUUGCCUCGUUUCAGUCUCAUUCUUGAGACGUUCUGUUUUUUUUUUUCCACCGUUAGGCUACUGCAACAACUCGUUACCUUCCCACUUCUUUUGAAGGCAACGGCACUUGUAUCGGGUUGGUUCUCGACAAAAAGAAGAGAAAAAAGAGACAUCGACGUGACUCACCUCCGUGGGUAAAUUCCACACGUGUCCAGAUUCUGACCGAGCUCAAACUUUUAUUCCCUCUUGUGUGACGGCGGGCGGUCAGUCGGAGGAGAGAGGCUCGUCGGGGGAGCUGUCCGGUGCUGAAGACAAACGCUUCGGGAAGGAGGGAGACUGUUCGAAGCAACGGGAUGAAACAAAUACCAAGAGAAGAGCAACGCGUUGUCUCCUGAGAAACUCUCAAUACAAGAAGUGAUUUAUCAUUUUUUGACCUUUCAGAGCCCUCUAUCCCUUUUAGUGGCGAGUUGUCGCCAGGAAAAAAAAUAUUUUUUACAACAAGACCAAUCAAAUGUCUAUUUUAAUGGUAUGCAAAAACAUAAGGAACUGAGUUUGUUUAAUAUUUAAAAGCCAUGUCUCGUCUCAACUUUCAAGGCUAUUUUGAGGUUUCAAUAGUACCUGAACUCAAAGAUUAGCCCUCACUAAAAAGUAAAUUCAGGCUUUUAAAAGUUUCAAACAGAUAUUUUUUCUGGCCCGAAGUGGGUUGAAAGGCAGAAGAAGAGUUUGUUUAUUGAAUAAGUAUCGGAGCAACUGCAGUCCCACCAUGCCUCGGUCUUUCUUGGUGAAGAAAGUCAAAUUGGACGAUUAUUCGGCUGCACAGCUGGAAAGCUCAUAUGGUCACAGUAGAAGAGAAGCCCUCAGUCUACGAUUCCAUCGUCAUGACAAAGGCUAUGUCAGCGAUUAUCUGAGUCCAUCUCCUUAUGACGACGUGGUGGGAAAUGACUCAUCUGUCAUCUCUAAAGUACCCUCCCCCGAGCAUCCGUCCAUCAUCUACAGCCGCAUCGAUGACACCUAUUCUGGCGAUAUCCACGGCGAUUCGGACCAGCCGGACAGCCCCCGGUCUGAGGUCUCGUCGUCGGCCGAGGCGUACAUCAACGGGGACGCGGCUGUGAGCGACGGAUACACAGUGGACGCGUUUUUCAUCAUGGACGGACGGUCGCGCAGGAAAUCCUCGGAGAACCCCAAAGGGACCAUUCAGAGGCACACCUGCAGCGAGUGCGGCAAAACCUACGCCACGUCCUCCAACCUGAGCCGGCACAAGCAGACGCACCGGAGCAUAGACAGCAAGAUGGCCAAGAAGUGCCCCACGUGUGGGAAAGUCUACGUUUCCAUGCCGGCCAUGGCCAUGCACCUGCUGACCCACGACCUCAAGCACAAGUGCGACGUGUGCAGCAAGGCGUUCAGCCGGCCGUGGCUGCUGCAGGGCCACAUGCGCUCGCACACGGGCGAGAAGCCGUUCGGGUGCGCGCACUGUGGCAAGGCGUUCGCCGACCGCUCCAACCUGCGGGCUCACAUGCAGACGCACUCGGCCUUCAAGCACUACAAGUGUAAGCGGUGCGACAAGACAUUUGCGCUCAAGAGUUACCUGAACAAGCACUACGAGUCGGCGUGCUUCAAGGGGGCUUUCUCCCCUCUGAGCUCCCUGGGAGAAUGAUGGAUUCAGAGAGGUUUCCUUUAUGUUUAAAAAAAAAACUACAUCAGAUUUCACUGGCCUCACUCCCUGCUUUUCCUGCUUUGCGACAACAAGAAGAACAAGUGCAAAGGAGGAGUGUUUUCUCCACGAGGACAAUGAGGCAGAUGGCAAAAAAAAAAAUAGAUUGAGGACGUGUUCAUCUUUUUUAUCUGCACCCUCCAAUCCCUCCGUUGUCUUCUCCUUCCUCAUCUGGAAGUGGAGUGAAAAGUUUCUGAUGCUUGAUUCAAUUUGCCACCUGCUUUCGAUAAGACACAUAGCCUUCUGAGGCUGUUUUGACUAUCUGUGAAGAUAAAUAAAGCACAGCAUAUCUAGCUCAUCAUUUUUGAAGAUACCUAGAUCUAUUUAUGUCCAUAUCUAUCCUUGUCCUUUUGUUUCUUAACUCAUGACAAAACAACACUGAAGCACAAUUCCUCUCCCAUCUCUGUCUUUCUUUGACAGGAAUAUUACAGGACUUUUACGCAUGAACCACAUUUUCAGUUUUCUUGCAAUGAGAUUUAAUGAAUAAUGCGUUCUGAGUUUUUUGGGGAAAAAACAAACAAAACAAUACAUGUGCUAUCGUGCUUUUGGUGAAGCUGAGCUCGGACUAAACGUAUAAGGAGAUGAAGCUUCAGAACACAGAAAGCAGAGUAUUUCUUAAACAAUAGUGACAUGCUAUGCCUCUUGUAUACUGUGCUGGCUACUGAAACAUCCACAUUGGGCAACAUAAUUAAUGCCCCCCCCCAUAACACAGGUAAGUACACCGUUGUAGUCCAAAAUAGAUUUUGCACCAAUGUCUUAAAUGGACACAGACAUGCAAGCUAUUACAUUUUCUACAUUACUUUUGGCAUUUGUGCUUUAGUUUACAGCCACCAGUGAAAAGGGAAAGAGGAUUAAAGAGACAAACUGAAGUUCCAAGGCUGACAGAUACCACAGAGCCACAAGGGAAUUCCUUAAUCUGAUGUUAUUUAUCUUUACUUGUGAAUUAUGGACGAGGAAACAGACAUUAGAAAUGUUCUGGUUUUCCUCAAAAAGUUUGAAACUUUGUCAAGUUUUUUGUUGCCAGUGGGCAUCACGGUAUUCAUUUUUGAAGUAUUGUGUCUUCAUAUUGCCUAAUUUAUUUUAUUUAUUUGUAUGUGUUUGUAGAUGGAUUGAUUUUGCACUUUAUUUUGUUAUACUUUACAUUUGUUACAAAUAUGCCAAAGCAUUUGACACUUUCUAAUUAUCAAAUAACUUUUUACUUUUGUCUGCCACUUUAAUUAUAAAAACUACUGCAUGCAAAAAAUAACAAUAGCUUAUUAAUGGAAUCUAUGCCAAUUUUAUGAAUCUUUGGGAUGUUUUGCCAAACCUCUUAGAUAAUAGGCAAAUUAAGCAAAUUUCUUUCUUCGGCAAUAUAUUUCAUUCAUAUCCAAUAGAGCAAUAAUGCAUGAUAUUUUUGAAGAGACGUAUCACAACUACUUCUUGAUUUUUCAAGUACCACUAUUCUAUGUAGUUAUGAGAAAUUGAAUUUCAGGGAGUUAGCAAACCAAGUUAGUGUUAAAUAUGAAGAGUUGGGUUAAGAGCUCUGUAUUAAGAGGGAUUGUAGCACUGUUGUGAUUCUUUGAGGCUUUCUCCAGUGAUUUCUGUGAUUGUUAAGUGUUUGAGCGGCUCAAAUUAACAAAAGCAGAGAGUACGUUUUCUAAUUUCUGCUGAUUUAGUAUGAACUAUAAAAUGAUUGCCUCCUAGUUAUAAUUCUAUUCUUGGCAUCAUUAGCUUGUGGACAAACAUGUUUGUUGUAUUCUGAGCUGUUAGGGCUUCCAGGGAUUAACACAGAUGGCACAACUUCUUUAGGUAGAGGGCUCUGGGUUGAGUCGGGACGGGUCUUUUUGUACAUGGUUUAUGCACUGCCUGCCUCGUAUUAAUAUACUAAAAUAUUGUAGAAAGUAGAGGGUACUUCUGUAGGCCUCUGGUGCUGAAACGUGGAUGUUAAACACAAACCUAAACGAAAAAGCAUUGAUAGUGUUGGUACUUACUGUGUUCAUGGUUUGAAUUAUUGAAAAGGUGAAACACAACUUUGCACAACAUCUGUGGUGCUGGGACGUGGGACACUUUAACCCUCAGUCGUUCUGAGCUGGUCCCUGCUGGUCCCCUGAGGUUGUAAACAGUGAUAAAGAAUCAAUCUCCUUCUUUGUUUCGCUCUUCUCACUGAAUCCCAUCGAGAGAUCAGCUUCUCUCCUCGACUCUGCACACAAUGUUCAUUUCCAAAAUCCAUGUGAGGACUCGAGAGCUACCAGCACUUAUCCAGCUGCACAGUUUCAGUUUGUUUACUUACCACCAGCUCUAGAUGUUGUGAGCCUGUUGUUGCAAUUCCCAAUGCAAUUAUAAAGAGAGAAGAAAGAGUCCAGUCAUUGGUCAAUAUUUCAGCACCAGAGUGCAUCAACAAACACUUAGAUUCUACUAUGAACUACUGUAGCCUACUAUAGCCACAAGCUAGUUUACCUAUUCUUAUAUAAAGCACUUCCUGUUACGGAUUAUAUCUUACAACUUGUUUUUGUUUAAAGAUAGUAGCACAAUGAAAGAGUUUAGAUUCAGGUAGACAAUGCCUUGUACGUAGAAAUAACAACCUCUUUCUCCUUUUGUACUACGAUGAAUCAAAGGUAAAAACAACAGCGAAGACGCUGACGUGUCCUUCAACUACAUGUGAAAUAUGCUUUACAAUGACACGUGGUAUAAAUGGACACCUUCAUUACAUGUUAUGUCGAUUUUCAACAUUUUUGUGUGAGAGCAUCUUCACCACAGCUUUUUUAAGAGUGAAUGAACUGUUUUGCGGCAAGAGGCCUUGUAAAUAAGCACUGAUGUGACUUUAGAGUGCGAUUAUUUCUACAGAUGUGUAUAGACUAACAGUGACGAUGAACAUGAUGUAGAAGAUGAUGAUGAUGCCUAUGGUGAUGAUGGAGAUGGAUUUUUCUGGAGCUUCCUGCUUUGAUUUUUGUUCUUCUGCUGAGGUCUUUUUUGGACCUCCGGUGGGCGUUUGAAGCAAUGUAAAGCACAAAGACAACACUGGGCAUUGUGUUUCACUUUGUAAAUAAAAACUAGUUUAAAAGAG